UCUCCCCCAAACAAUUUCAUCAUUUAUAACAUACCUCAUCUUAGCUAACAUACAUACCAAUAAUUCAAACUUUUUUCUAACUCGAAGAUCAUAUCAGAGUUUAACAGCUUUAAAGUUCGAGUCUUGUGAACGGAUCAGAUCAUAUCAGAGCAGAAAUGACUUUUUUGAAGAAGUUUCGCAAAGCGGGGCGUGGUGGCCGGAAAAACAAGAUUUCCGGGCUAGAUUCACUGGAAGAGCUCAGCAUCCCCACGAAUUUUAUAUGUCCAAUUACGCUGGACUUGAUGAAAGAUCCGGUGACAUUGUCCACCGGAAUCACGUACGACCGGGAGAGCAUCGAGCGGUGGCUGGAGGCGGGGAGCAAGACGUGCCCGGUGACGAAUCAGGCGUUGACGACGGCGGCGCGUGAUCUCAUCAUACCCAACCACGCCAUCCGGAAAAUGAUCCAAGGGUGGUGCGUGGAGAACAAGUCUCACGGCGUGGAGAGGAUCCCGACGCCGAGGAUUCCGGUGAGCCCUUCCCAGGUCUCCGAUAUUUGCGCGAGGAUGGAGGGCGCGGCCCAGCGCGGGGAUGACGUCAAGUGCGCGGAAUUUCUCGAGAGAAUUAAGGUUUGGGGGAAAGAGAGUGAGAGAAACAAGAAAUGCAUUCGGGAGAACGGCGGCGGCGGCGCCUUGGCGGCGUGUUUCGAGAUCUUCUCCGGAUUUUCCGGCGCGAAACACGCGGAUUUGUUGAAGGAUUUGCUGUCCGUACUAACGUGGAUGUUCCCGGUCGGGGAAGAAGGCCGGUCGAAGCUAGGGGCAAAAACGUCAUUACGUUGCAUGGCAUGGUUUUUGAACGGCGAGGAUUUAUCCGCCAUUCAAAACGCACUUAUAGUCCUCAAAGAAUUACUCCAUUUAGACCAAAAUUACGCCAACGCCCUACUCGAAACCAACCAAGACAUCCCCCAAGCUUUAUUCAACGCCGUGAAAGUACCAAUCUGCCCUUCCGACAAAACCACCACCAAAGCCUCCCUCACCGUCAUCUACCACAUGAUCACCUCCCAACCCAAUGGCAAAACCGUCAUUUCAAAUCUCCUAGCCGCCGGUCUAAUCUCCGUCCUCCUGGAAAUCCUAGUCGACGCCGAUAAAAACAUCUGCCAAACGGCGUUAGCCGUAUUAGACGGAAUCUGUUCAACUCAAGAAGGGAGGGAGAAGGCUUGCAAUCAUCCGUUAACGAUGCCGUUAUUAGUGAAGAAGAUCAUGAGGGUUUCAGAAGUGGGCACGGAGCUAUGCAUCUCCACAAUAUGGAAGCUUUGCAAAGGUGAAGACGAAAGGGCCGCCAUUGAAGCGCUGGAAUUAGGAGCUUUCCAGAAGCUUCUGGUGGUGCUGCAAGUUGGGUGCGGAGAGAAAGCGAAGGAGAAAGCGACGGAGCUGUUGAAGCUGAUGAAUCUGUAUAAGGAUAGAGUUGAAUGCUUGGACUCGUCCACCGGAUUCAAGUAUUUGAAACGGUCUUACUGAUCGGAGACUGGCCGGAAAAGUAAACAAUUUUGUUGUGUUUAGGUUAGGCAAUUCCGUACAUAGAUGUAUACAGUCAUAACUUAUUCACGCAGCGUUUAAUCGCACAAUGAAAAUUAUUAUUGGAAAGAUAUUUGGUUUACUCCCAA
Messenger RNA from Ipomoea triloba (trilobed morning glory), 1639 nucleotides. RefSeq names its product U-box domain-containing protein 21-like. Gene Ontology annotation, biological process: protein ubiquitination. The record is from RefSeq and is a predicted model, not a curated record. The transcript has a single exon. Bases 156 to 1493 code for a protein of 445 amino acids. Lineage: Eukaryota; Viridiplantae; Streptophyta; Magnoliopsida; Solanales; Convolvulaceae. Gene Ontology annotation, molecular function: ubiquitin protein ligase activity.